AAACAACCGAAAUGGCAGCUCAAACGUUUCAACAAGAGUACUUGCAAAUGCCCCCAAUUACACGGGCUUAUACAACAGCAUGUGUAUUAACAACUGUAGCAGUUCAACUUGAUGUUAUAACUCCAUUUCAAAUCUACUUUAAUCCAGAUUUGAUAUUUAGACAAUAUCAGAUAUGGAGACUUGUUACAAACUUUCUGUAUUUUGGACCAAUUGGUUUUAACUUUUUAUUCAACAUUAUAUUUGCAUAUCGUUAUUGUCGUAUGUUAGAAGAAGGUUCAUUCCGUGGUCGAACUGCUGAUUUUGUGUUUAUGUUUUUAUUUGGUGGAGUAUUUAUGAUUCUUGUUGGUCUAGUCAUUAAUUUAGUAUUUUUAGGUAGUGUUUUUACGAUAAUGUUGGUGUAUGUAUGGAGUCGAAGAAAUCCUUAUAUAAGAAUGAAUUUUUUUGGUUUAAUGAACUUUCAAGCGCCCUAUUUACCUUGGGUGUUAUUGGGGUUCUCUUUGUUAUUAGGAAAUUCAGUUAUCAUAGAUUUAAUGGGUAUAGCAAUAGGUCAUAUAUAUUAUUUCUUAGAAGAUGUUUUUCCACAACAACCAAAUGGUUUUAAAAUUUUAAAGACUCCACAAUUUUUAAAAUAUAUAUUUGAUGCAGCUCCAGAAGAUCCAAAUUAUAAUCCAUUACCAGAAGAAAGACCAGGAGGUUUUAAUUGGGGUCAAGGACAGCAAGCAGGCCGAGGUCAAGAUGAAAAUGAACAACCACAGUGACAAGUGUUACUGGAAUGUGUGAAACAAUUUGAAAGUGGAUGCAGAUAUUAGAGACAUUUCCUUGUGGAAUGAGCUUCAAUCAGCAGUUUUACCAGAGAAAUGACAAUGUUUCUGUUUGUUAACUUUUUUUUUGUAUGAAAGUAAUAUGUAUGAAUGAUUGAAUCAAUAACUUACAUUUGAACACAUUUGUUAAUUAUUAUUCUAGAUCGGUCAAAAUAGUGACAGAACUAUUGGACAUCAUUUUCAUACAGUGUCUUUUUUGGUAAGGGCUGUCAAGUGUUAAAAGAUUGCUUUCCAGGCAAUGUGACGUAUGCCCACUGGCAGCUUUUGGCUAUAACUAGAAAAGUCUUAAGACUCUAACCUUUUUGCUGUCUUCUCUGCAUCUGUUCUAAAUAAACUUGUCAAUGCAUUUACAGUUCAAAAAUUUAAAGGGACUGGUAAGCCAUUUUUGGCUAAGCCAAUCAGUCAUAGUUAGCCUUCAAAUCCAUGUGUUAAUGGCGAUUAAAUGUUAAAAUGACGACUUGUCAAUUUAAGAUUAUCUCUGAUAUAUAGAAAAGACAUAUAUAGAAAUAGUGAGUAAAAUUCCUAGUUUGAGAUAUUGGCAUUAUGUGAUUUUCAUACAUUUCUAGUACCUCUGAAGAUUAUUUACAUAUAUUCAAGAUUCAAAAAUCAACCCCCUAAAAUGGUGCUCCUGUCCCUUUAAGACAAAAAAUGUGUUAUGUAAAAUAAAUUAUGACAUAAAAUGAAAUGAAAUAAAUUGAGUUAUAAGCCU
Molecule: messenger RNA, 1530 nt
Organism: Lottia gigantea (owl limpet)
Lineage: Eukaryota; Metazoa; Mollusca; Gastropoda; Lottiidae
Exons: 6
Coding region: 12-758 (248 amino acids)
Biological process (GO): endoplasmic reticulum unfolded protein response
Cellular component (GO): Hrd1p ubiquitin ligase ERAD-L complex; endoplasmic reticulum membrane
Molecular function (GO): ubiquitin-specific protease binding; misfolded protein binding
Source: RefSeq, a predicted model, not a curated record